UUGUUUGUUCGAAAUCAAAGUCUAUAAAAUAAUAAUCGAAUGUAAAUGUGAAUGUGAAAUAAACGACAGUGAAAUAAUACAUUAAAUAUAUCGUUAUAAAUCAAAUUAAUUUAAUUUUAAUUCAAUUUAUAUUAAAAAGGGGACUUUUAUAUACCUAUAGUCGUUGAAUAUACAAACGUUUUAAUUUACAAUAAUGAAAUAAAUAAUUAACCAAACAAAUAAACAAGAAUAAAAGUUAUAAAAAAACAUGGAGAAAUAUUUUAUAUUAUUUUUAUUGAUAUCGUGCUUGUCAGUGUUGAAAGUACAAACAAAUGAUGAAGAAAAUUAUAAUGAAAAUCAACUUGGAUCCGGAAAUGAAGAUGAAGAUGAUGCGAAACAAGAAUAUGAGAUAAAAUUAAGUGAUAAAAUUAUAGAAAUAUUGGAGCAUUAUCAACAAGAAGAUCCAAUUGGUAUACCAGGCUCAACAAUACCAGAUCCUAUGUCAAUACCACCGUUAAAACAUUCAUUUUCGGUUGCUACCAUGAAUUUUAAAAAUGUUUUAGUACAUGGUUUAUCCAAGUUUAAAAUUAUUCACAUGCACACAGAUGUUGCUAAAAUGCAAGUAAAUGUAGCAUUAGACAUCGAUACAUUGUUAGUCCAUGGAAAUUACACAAUGUCAACAUUCUUUACUCGUUCGGCUGGUCCGUUUACAGUCAAAUUAAACGAUGUGAGUGUUACUGGUCUGGGACAUUUAGCUGUGGAACGUAAAGGGCAUUUAACUUUACAAGAGAUUGCGAUGGAUGUUACUUUUAAAAAGAUUGAUAUGAAUUUUGAAAAUUUAGGUUUUAUGGGCAAUGUUUUUCAAGGUAUUAUCAAUUCAGUUGGUAACUUUUUAUUUGAUUCAAUCAAACCAUUUAUUUUGAGUCAAGCAAAUAAAAACAUCCGUGGUGAUGCUAACAAACAAAUUAAAAAAAUUGAUAAAACAUUCCCUAAUUCAAUAUCACCAUUUGAUAUGGCUAUUGCUGAAGCACGUAAAACAGUUCGAGAUCGUGGAUAUGAUCCUAUGAAAAUUGAGGAUUAUAAUAAUACUCUUGGUUUAAUGGAUGUACAUUUGACCCAUACAUGGGUGACUGGUUUAAGUAACUUUUAUCGAAAUGGUAAUAUUACAAUUGAAUUGUUAAAUUCGUCAUUAAUCCGCACAUCGUUCGAUGUUGGCACACAACGAUUAAAGGGCUCUAGUCAUUGGGAUGUUGGUGUAAUCGGUGGUGUACUUAGUCGAUCUGGAACAUUCGCAUUUACAAUUGAACAUUUCAAAGUAAAAGCAUCAAUCAAUCAAUCAAUCGACACACGUGAACAUCCAAUAAUCGAUACUCUUGAUUUAGAUUUAGGUAACAUACAAGUACGCUGUAAUGGAGCUGGUACAGCCGAUUAUAUUAUAGAAUUUCUAGUAAAUAUUUUACCAAAUUUAUUACGUUAUCAAAUAAUGGAUGCUUUAGAGAAUCCAUUAAAACAACGUAUACAAACAAUAUUAAAUACUACUAGUAUUGAUUCAAUAGCACGAGAUAAAUUACAUAUAUUAGAUGAUAUGCAAACAAACGGUUUCCAAUUUUAAUUUUCUAAUUUUAAUUAUUAUUUAUAAUUUGUUCGUCAUCUUAUGAUCAUGUAUGUGAUUAAUACGAUACAAAAAAAGUUAAACAUUCCAUUAAAAUUAUCGAUAUUCAAUAAGUCUAUACACCAACCCCAAUUAUUACACAAUUAAUUUUCCCCAAAAACUAACAACUUUAAUCUCAUACCUAACUUUGGGAUCUGGGAUCUCAAAAGUAAUCAAAAACAAGUUAUCUUCAAACAAGUAUUUAGCAGAUGCGGUGUUGUUAUCAAAAAUGAUCAUUCGAAUCAAAAUAGAUACAACCUGUCACGAUUCGAUUGCCCUUAAUAAUUAAAUUAUAAAAAAUAUAUUAUUGGAUUCAUCGAUAGUUUUAAUG
Molecule: messenger RNA, 1961 nt
Organism: Chrysoperla carnea
Lineage: Eukaryota; Metazoa; Arthropoda; Insecta; Neuroptera; Chrysopidae
Exons: 6
Coding region: 248-1591 (447 amino acids)
Molecular function (GO): lipid binding
Source: RefSeq, a predicted model, not a curated record